Sugiyamaella lignohabitans is the source of this 3399-nucleotide messenger RNA. RefSeq names its product Ack1p (gene ACK1). The record is from RefSeq and is a predicted model, not a curated record. Gene Ontology annotation, molecular function: protein binding. The coding region runs from base 1 to 3399 and encodes 1132 amino acids. Lineage: Eukaryota; Fungi; Ascomycota; Dipodascomycetes; Dipodascales; Trichomonascaceae. The transcript has a single exon.
AUGUCUCAUUAUCAUCCUCAGUAUCCACCUCAGCCACAGGCUCAGGCUCAAGCCCUACAGUCACAUGGUGGUGCUCGUCAAGGUUCUGCUAGACCGCCUAAUAUAAAUACUGGUUAUUAUCCACCUCAGCCUGGAUAUGGCGGUCAACAGCAUCCACAUCCUUCUCAACCGCACCAGCAUCAGCAUCACCAGCCUCAACAACAGCCACAACCUGGCUACUCUGGUUCUGGAAAUGGAGCAUAUCCUCCAAUAAAAGGCAGUGGUGCGACUGGGGCUGUUGGAAUGGGCGGUGGAGGUGCAUAUCCCACUAAUCCUCCACUCAAGAGCCCGACUGAAGUCCCAUUAAAAAGUCCAAUUGGUGGAUUUCCAGGGAGACCCAGCGGGUCUCCUCAUAGCCAGGGUCAUGCCAGUCAGGGCUAUAGGCAACCAGCACCUGCUAAUAGUCACGGCCAGACAUCUAACUCACACUGGAGACCACCACAGCCUGGCUAUGGGGCUUCACCUCAAGGAUAUCCACAGAAUGGGCAAUAUGGUCAACAGGGUUAUCCAACCUCGCAGGGGUCGAGAAAUCAAAUACCUCAUGCUUCCAGUAGCCAGCAGCUGGAGUUUCCGCCUCCUCGAAGACCACAAAUACAAAAGUCACAUUCUUCGCACGGUCUUGGCACUCAUGCCUCGUCUUCUCAACCACAAGGUUAUCCUCAAGCUCAACAGGGUUAUCAGUACCAACAAGCGCCAAAAUCACAGGCUCCGACCAGUCAGCCAUACCCGGGUCAACAACCUCGACAAGGGCAUCAAUCGCCUCAAAGACAGGGACAACCACAGGGACAUUCGCAAGGUCAUCCACAGAGUCAUCCACAGUAUGACCAACAACCUGCACCACAACAGGACUAUCAGAAUGGUCAAUACCAGCAGACUCAGUAUGAGAAGGGCUACUCUCAGCCACCACAGGGUCAAUAUAGUCAGUACCCACAAGGUCAAUCACAACCAGCUCCAGCCCAAUAUAAUCAGCAACCUCAUGCUGCUCCUCCUCCACAAACCCAGCAGCAACGUCCUAAUAGCGGAUCAAGACAACCAACUUCAGCGUCUAAUGGGUACCGUGGAGAGCCAAAUAUGAUCCCUGGAUCAAUGGGACCGGGACCUGGUCCAUAUGGCCGGUCUCAGACAUCCAAUCCCAGUGGUGGAAGAUACUCGGCAUCACAACCGGAGUUAUCAGAUCGUCGUAUGAAUCCACCAGUUGCAGCCAAUCCUCACUACUCACCAGACACUAGCCACAGUAGUUUGGUUUCGCCUCAAAGAUCAGCUUCCCCAGCUGGUGGUUAUGCCAGACCCGGUCCACAACCUAGACAUAGAUCAGCUGGUGGUCCUAGUGGACAUCCCAAUGGACCUGGAGUUGGUAGUUCAGGUGUGCAUGAUGGACCAGGAGGAAGGUCAUACUCCACUCCAGCUGUACACAGCCCAUAUAACCAGGGUUAUAAUGACUACCCAUCGGAAAGCUACCAGAACGAGGCUUAUCCAGUUGAAGCUACAAACAUCCAACGAAAUCAGGUUGAAUACUCUCAACCACCAGUGGAUGAAAGAUCUCUGAAAAGCCCUACCAGCCCUACUUUCUACCAGGCUCCUGGUAAUAAAGCUGCUAACAUCUCAACCAACAAGAUCCCUCCUGCCUCAACAAUAGGAAUCUCACCUAUCUCACCUUUGGCAGCUGAAUAUCGAAAAGAACUGCCAGAGUCGCCUAUCCAACUCUAUGAUGAUGGUGACAUGUAUUCAUCUAUCCACACACCACCACCUCCUAGUGAUAACGACCCAUCCAGUCCAUUCGCUGCUAGAGCUAUAGCUGAUACUGAUACCAGUUCACCAGCGGAAACUGCUGAUGUUCUUAAUAUGUAUCUUGAGGACGAAAAUAGCUAUCUGCCGGGAAAUUCUCAGGAUCCUGCUAGGUCUCAGGCACGAGGAUACCAAGGAUCGGAUCAAAGUGUUCCUCCAAUGGUACCUCCUCACCAAACACCAGUCACCAGGCAACCUAAACAACCACAAGGACAGUCUCAAAGAAACAUGAACGGAGUAAACAGUAAUGUACGACCACCACCUGUAACAGUAGCCUCCCAGCACUCUACACAACGAGCAGUAACAGAUGCUGGAGCUCAUCAACACCAGUACAGCAGCUCAUCCCAUCAUUCCUCUGGUUCUUCAACUGGUCAAGCCGAGUCGUCCAAACCACCACCAGUAAGACAAUAUGGCACUCAGCCAGCAGUGGACCCACUGAAUGAAGUUCCUCCAAACGCCAAACCCAAGGUCCUGACUGUAGAAGAGUUUGAAAGGAUCCGGAAACUGGCCAAACUGCAUAAUAACGAUCCAGCUCUUCAACUCGAAUUUGCCAAGAAAUUGGUAGAAGCCAGUCAAAAGCUGACUCGUGAGUAUUCCGACUCCAACACUGUUGCCAAACCAAAUACCCGAGUCGACUCCAAGACCGAGAGACGUAAUCGUGAAAACUGGAUGAACCAAGCUUACAAAAUAGUCAAAAAACUCAGUGGUAAUCCAUAUGCUGAUGCUGUUUUCUACCUAGCUUCUAAUUACAGUUCAGGAGGACUUGGUCUGGAAACAGAUCAUGAAAAGGCAUAUGAACUGUAUAUGAAAGCAGCCAAACUAGAACAAGCUGAAGCAGCCUACCGAGUGGCCGUUUGUAACGAAAUCGGAGCAGGAACCAAGCGUGAUCCCGUCAAGGCUGUUAUGUGGUAUAAGAAAGCAGCUCAAAUGGGCGAUGUGUCUGCUAUGUAUAAACUAGGAAUGAUCAGUCUGAAUGGGCUUCUUGGUCAGUCUAAAAGUCUUAUGGAAGCAGUCACCUGGCUUCAGCGAGCAGCAGAUAAAGCCGAUGCCGAAAACCCACAUGCGGUUCAUGAGCUAGGAUUAUUAUAUGAACGAGCCGAUUCAUACAUCAACGAUUCGAUGAACGAUCUCGGUACUUCUACAAUGCUACUCAAAGAUGACCACAAAGCCUUUGAGCUGUUUGUGAAAGCUGCUAAACUAGGGUACCCACCGUCACAAUUCCGACUGGGCUGUUGUUACGAAUACGGAACGCUAGGAUGUCCUAUCGAUCCCAAACGAAGUAUUGCCUGGUACAGUCGAGCUGCUGAGAAGGGUGAACCUGAAAGCGAGCUGGCUCUUUCCGGCUGGUACCUGACAGGAUCCGAGGGCAUUCUCCAACAAUCGGACACCGAAGCGUACCUCUGGGCACGAAAAGCCGCAGAAAAGGGUCUUGCCAAAGCCGAGUACGCACUCGGAUACUUCUCGGAAGUGGGAAUCGGAGUCAAAGUCGACCGCGACGAGGCCAAGAAAUGGUACUACAAAGCAGCCGCUCAAAAACACCCAAAAGCGCUCAGCAAAAUCCAGGAACUUCGUUAA